Molecule: messenger RNA, 1819 nt
Organism: Lagopus leucura (white-tailed ptarmigan)
Lineage: Eukaryota; Metazoa; Chordata; Aves; Galliformes; Phasianidae
Gene: MOS
Product: MOS proto-oncogene, serine/threonine kinase
Exons: 2
Coding region: 51-1100 (349 amino acids)
Biological process (GO): protein phosphorylation
Molecular function (GO): ATP binding; protein kinase activity
Source: RefSeq, a predicted model, not a curated record
GAAGAAGCUUUUUAGUCUACUGUCCUAGUAACUUUUUCUGGCAUCUUAUUAUGCCAUCACCUAUUCCUUUUAAUAGCUUUUUUCCUUUGGAGCUCUCCCCAUCUGCAGACUUGAGACCUUGCAGCAGCCCUGUAGUUAUUCCUGGCAAAGAUGGAAAAACCUUCCUAGAAGGGACCCCCUCACCCAGGACCCGCCGCCUGCCUCCGCGCUUGGCCUGGUGCUCCAUUGACUGGGAUCAGCUCUGCCUCCUGCAGCCCCUGGGAUCUGGGGGUUUUGGGGCUGUCUACAAGGCCACCUACCAUGGUGUGACUGUGGCUGUGAAGCAGGUGAAGAAGAGCAGCAAAAAUCGGCUGGCAUCCCGACAGAGUUUCUGGGCUGAGCUGAACGUAGCCCGACUGCAGCAUGACAAUGUGGUACGUGUGGUGGCUGCCAGCACGUGUGCUCCUGCCAGCCAGAACAGCCUGGGCACCAUCAUCAUGGAAUACGUUGGCAACAUCACCCUGCACCAUGUCAUCUAUGGCACUAGAGAUGUGUGGAGGCAGGGCGAGGAGGAGGAAGGAGGAUGUGGGAGGAAGGCUCUGAGCAUGGAGGAGGCUGUGUGCUACUCAUGUGACAUAGUGACUGGCUUAGCCUUCCUUCACUCACAGGGCAUCGUGCACCUCGACCUGAAGCCUGCCAAUAUCCUCAUCACUGAGCAUGGAGUGUGCAAGAUCGGAGACUUCGGCUGCUCCCAGAGACUGGAGGAAGGCUUGCUCCAGAGCCACCAUGUUUGUCAGCAAGGGGGCACGUACACCCACCGUGCUCCUGAGCUCCUCAAGGGCGAGAAGGUGACUGCCAAAGCAGACAUCUACUCCUUUGCCAUCACCCUCUGGCAGAUUGUCAUGCGGGAGCAGCCUUACCUGGGCGAACGGCAAUACGUGCUCUAUGCAGUGGUAGCCUACAACUUACGCCCUUCUCUGGAGGCCACCAUCUUCCAGGAGUCACCGGUGGGACAAAGGCUUCAGAGAAUCAUCAGCUGCUGCUGGAAGGCUGAUGUAGAGGAGCGCCUCAGUGCAGUCCAGCUGCUCCCCAGCCUCAGGGCCCUGAAGGGGAACCUCUAGGGGAACUCAAGGUUACUAUCUCAGCCCUUAUCUGGAACUAUAAAGAUCUGGCUGCUGUAGCUGAUACUGUCAUUCUCAAGAGCUAUACUUUAUAAGAAAGUAAGAGUGAAGUUUUGGUCCAGUUGUUUUUCUUUCCUCCCCCUUUCUUCCAUUCUGGGGGGGAAAAAAAUCCCAAAGGCAUUGAGCCAUUUUCCUGGUUUCUGACAUGCAUCUGUUCACAGCCCUGUGAAAUCCUGGAAAUGAGCAACUAUGUAUAUUUGAGAUGAUUCUAUAGGUCUUUAUGGUGUUUGGGUUGUUCCUUGAAAUCCAUGCUUUAUAAAGCAGAGCUAAGCUUAACUCUCUUUCUUUCCUGUUCCUCCUAAGUAGAACUAUAAAAUGCCUGCUGGAACUGAGAAAAUGUUGUAAUUUUGUUUGUUUUCCCAGUCAAAAUAAUUAUGCUAUAAAACCAGAACUUGUUUUACAUGUUGUAUAACUUUUCUUGAUUAUAAACAGUAACUAUCUUACAGGAGUUGUUAUAAUGAGCCAGUUCCUUUUUACAAUGAUUAGCUAAGGGCGCAUAAAAUAAACUGUCAGAUAAAGCCAUUGGUGCCUCUCACAUUAACUUCAAGCUGUAGUGGAUUCUUUCAGGGUAGAGUAAGAACUCUGCACGCUACUUAAUAUUUAGGUACAUUGUAAUGAGCUGUCAUAACAAUGUUGUUUUUUUUUUUUAAUAAAGGGCU